Molecule: messenger RNA, 523 nt
Organism: Lepidothrix coronata (blue-crowned manakin)
Lineage: Eukaryota; Metazoa; Chordata; Aves; Passeriformes; Pipridae
Gene: ATP5PF
Product: ATP synthase, H+ transporting, mitochondrial Fo complex subunit F6
Exons: 4
Coding region: 121-444 (107 amino acids)
Biological process (GO): proton motive force-driven ATP synthesis
Molecular function (GO): proton transmembrane transporter activity
Source: RefSeq, a predicted model, not a curated record
CCGGGGGUGCGCGGAGGGGGCGAGUCCCGGCGUGCACCGCGCGGGGGCGGGACCGGGUCCGGGCUAAGGCGGUGGCGGCGGCGGCGGCGGCUCGGCCAAGGCUGAAGCACCGGUGCGAUCAUGAUCCUGCGGCAGAUUCUGCGUCUCUCCUCCCUGUUCCGCUCCGCUGUUUCCGUGCAGCUCCGCAGGAACAUCGGUCUCUCUGCCAUCAUCUUCAACAAGACCAAAGAGCUCGACCCCGUUCAGAAGCUCUUCUUGGACAAGAUCAGAGAGUACAACACGAAGAGCAAGCAAGCAGGAGGGCCUGUUGAUGCAGGACCCGAAUUUCAGAAAGAAAUGAAUGAAUCCCUUGCAAGACUCCAACGGGCGUAUGGUGAGGGAGACCUAACCAAGUUCCCAGAAUUUAAAUUUGAGGAGCCCAAAUUUGAGGAGGCUCCAAAGUGAUCUCUGCAGCCGAGUACAGCCAUGGAGUUGCUGAACACGGCACCUGUUGUAUCUUAAUAAAUGUGGUGUUUCAGUUUGA